This is a messenger RNA of Saccharomyces eubayanus, 645 nucleotides long. It is a transcript of the gene PIN3, whose product is annotated as Pin3p. The record is from RefSeq and is a predicted model, not a curated record. Bases 1 to 645 code for a protein of 214 amino acids. Gene Ontology annotation, molecular function: protein binding. The transcript has a single exon. Lineage: Eukaryota; Fungi; Ascomycota; Saccharomycetes; Saccharomycetales; Saccharomycetaceae. Gene Ontology annotation, biological process: protein transport to vacuole involved in ubiquitin-dependent protein catabolic process via the multivesicular body sorting pathway. Gene Ontology annotation, cellular component: ESCRT-0 complex.
AUGUCUGCUUCAUUGGUCAAUCGUUCUCUAACCAACAUCAGAACAGAAUUAGAUUUUCUAAAAGAGUCGAAUGUCAUCUCGAAUGACGUUUUUGAUCAGAUAAAUAAGAGCCUACCAUUGAAAUGGGAUCCCUCCAGUGCCCCUCGUGGUUCUAAUUCGGCUUCUUUGGAAUACGUAGAAGCCCUUUACCAGUUUGAUCCUCAACAAGAUGGCGAUUUGGGCUUGAAACAAGGUGACAAGGUCCAGCUCUUGGAAAAAUUAUCUCCAGAGUGGUAUAAAGGUAGCUGUAAUGGUCGCACCGGUAUUUUUCCCGCCAACUACGUCAAGCCAGUUUUCUCUGAUUCCGAUGCGCAACAACGCCUCCCACCACCUCCACAAUAUAAAGCUCAAGAAUUACAACAAAUCCCAACCCAGAAUAGUAAUGUGUCAUCCUAUCAACAACAACCAUUCCCCCCACCUUCCACUAACUACUACCAACAACCACCACAGCAGCUGCAACAACAGCCACAACAACCUCCUCCUCCUCAACAACAACAAAGCUCGUCAAAUAAUCAUUUAAAGAGCUUUGGUAGCAAGUUGGGUAACGCUGCCAUCUUUGGUGCAGGUGCUAGUAUCGGGUCGGAUAUCGUGAACAGUAUUUUUUAA